Messenger RNA from Nicotiana tabacum (common tobacco), 3737 nucleotides. Its product is annotated as pentatricopeptide repeat-containing protein At4g39530-like. The record is from RefSeq and is a predicted model, not a curated record. Gene Ontology annotation, biological process: RNA modification. Gene Ontology annotation, molecular function: protein binding; RNA binding. Lineage: Eukaryota; Viridiplantae; Streptophyta; Magnoliopsida; Solanales; Solanaceae.
AUUGCUAUUUUCCCUAAAACAAUUCUUCUAAAACGAAUUCCGAAACCAAAUUCCAACGUGCACCAAGGUGCAAUUCGAAAACAGAACCUUAAUUCAAAGAGGAAUCAAAAUGGAAUUAUUUUGCAGUUUGUUUCUUUGAACCAAAAAGAGAAGUUUGGAACUUCUUCAUCUUGCGUUUCCAGUUUUCCUUGUAGAAAAUGCAUGUUUCCCCGUGCAAUGAGAAAGCUGUGUCGGAUAAGCUGCAAGUUUAACUCAUCUUGUCCAAAACCCCUCAAUGAAAAUAGUGCUCAAUGUCUUUUCAGACACUUCACAGUCUCAUCAUCAUCUCCACUUGAAGAACACUAUCCUAGUAUUCCCCGUACCAGAAGAACCCAACGGCACUAUUUAAGCAAACUAUUAUUCUCGCUAGCUAACUCCGCAUUACACUACAAAGAAGUCCAUAGUCAAGUGAUUGUUUCAGGAUUUCAAAGCAAUAUUUUCCUUAACAACAUCCUUAUCCAGUCGUAUUCACAAGCCGGAUGCUUGGUAUAUGCCCGUACCUUGUUCGACAAAAUGUCUAAAAGGGAUAUAAUAACUUGGUCUUCAGUGAUUACUAUGUAUACCCAAAGUGGGUAUUAUGAGGAGGCCUUAUUGGUCUUCUCUGACUUUAUAAGUAGUUAUGAGGAGGACCCAAAUGAGUUUCUCUUGGCUAGUGUUGUAAGCUGUUGUGGACGGUUAGGUAGUGCCGUGAAAGGUGCUCAAUUGCAUUGUUUUGUGCUUAAAGCUGGUUUUGAUCAGUUUGUGUAUGUUGGUACGUCUUUAAUCGACUUUUACUCCAAGGGUGGAGAUAUAGGUGCGGCAAGACUAAUUUUUGAUGAUUUGUCCGUGAAGAGUACGGCCACUUGGACCGCAAUAAUUGCAGCGUGUGCAAAUGCGGGGAAGAGUGGACUUUCCUUGCAGCUAUUGAGAAAUAUGUUGGAGACUGAUGUUGUUCCUGAUAAUUAUAUGGUUUCAAGUAUCUUGGGUGCUUGUUCGUCGCUUGAGUAUCUUGAAGGAGGAAAGGAAAUGCAUGCAUACGUGCUUAGACGAGGCGCAAAGAUGGACGUUACAAUGACUAAUGUUCUUAUUGAUUUCUAUAUGAAGUGUGGUAAGGUUAAGACUGCAAGGAAAGUGUUUGAUCAAAUGGAAGUUAUUGACACUAUUUCUUGGACAACAAUGAUCUCUGGGUACAUGCAGAAUUCUUCUGACUGGGAAGCCAUAAGCAUGUUUAGAGAUAUGAACAGUUUAGGUUGGAGUCUAGACAGAUUUGCUUGCAGUAGUGUACUUAUCUCUUGUGGCUCGCUUGAAACUUUAGAUCUGGGAAGACAAGUGCAUGCUUAUACCGUGAAAGCUAAUGUUGAUUCUGAUGGCUUUGUGAAGAAUAGCUUGAUCGAUAUGUACUCAAAAUGUGAUUCAUUUGGUGAUGCAAGGAAGGUUUUUGACUGUAUGGUUAAUCAUGAUGUAAUCUCUUAUAAUGCCCUUAUUGAGGCUUGUUUAACGCAGGAUAGGCUGUAUGAAGCUUUUGAACUAUUUGCUGAAAUGAGAGAUAAUCUGAUUCUUCCAAGCCUUUUGACUUUUGUUAGCCUGCUUGGUGCUUCAGCUUCACUCUUUUCCUUGGAGUUGAGUAAGCAACUUCAUGCUCUCACCAUAAAAUUUGGUUUUUCGGCUGGCAUGUUUGUUUGUAGCAUCCUAAUAGAUGUUUACUCAAAAUUUUCAUCUGUUAAAGAUGCAAGGCAAGUAUUUAAUGAGAUGAAUGAGAAGGAUAUUGUUGUAUGGAAUUCUAUGUUGUUUGGGUAUAUACAACAGUGCGAAAAUGAAGAGGCUCUAAAGCUCUUCCUAAAAUUGCAGCAUUGUUUGCAAAAGCCAAAUACGUUGACUUUUGUUGCCCUCAUUGCUUCUUCUAGUAACCUAGUAAGUCUCCUCCACGGUCUCCAGUUUCAUAACCAGAUUGUAAAAGUCGGCCUAGAUUUUGAUCCGCAUGUUACAAAUGCACUGGUUGAUAUGUACUCCAAGUGUGGAAGCUUGGAAGAAGCACAGAGGAUGUUUGAUUCCGCUCUCCAGAGAGAUAUCACAUGUUGGAAUUCUAUGAUAUCCACUUAUGCACAGCAUGGAGAAGCAAAGGAAGCUAUUAAUAUGUUUGAGAAAAUGAUAAGUGAUGGACGUAAACCUAACAAUGUCACUUUUGUGGGAGUGCUUUCAGCAUGUAGCCAUGUAGGGCUUGUCGAAGAAGGAUUGCAUCACUUCUAUUCCAUGUCCAGGUAUGGUAUUGAACCAGAAACAGAGCAUUAUGUUUGCAUUGUUUCUCUCUUGGGUCGGGCUGGUAAACUGGUUGAAGCAAUGCAAUUCAUUGAACAAAUGCCCAUUCCACCAGCCGCCAUUGUGUGGAGGAGUUUGCUUAGUGCAUGUAGAGAAGCUGGUCAUAUAGACCUAGGAAAAUAUGCAGCAUCGAUGGCGAUAUCUAUUGAUCCAAAAGACAGUGGAUCAUAUAUCCUACUUUCAAAUAUUUUUGCGUCUAAAGGCAUGUGGAUCAAUGUUAAAAAGUUAAGAGAGAAAAUGGAUAGCAACGGCGUGGUGAAAGAAACAGGGUGUAGUUGGAUAGAAAUAAAUAAUGAGGUGCAUUUGUUUAUUGCAAGGGACCAAAGUCAUCACCAAACUGAUUCAAUAUAUUCAUUUAUGGAACUUCUGAUUCGGCAUAUGAAAGGGAUGGGGUAUCAUCCUGAGGAAUGAGGAUACUACCUUCUCAAAUGAGUAACCUCUGUUUGUCAGCUUUGCUGUGAUAUGCUAUUUUCAAGAACAUAAGUGAGCAAGGUGGUCGUAGAUGCCCAAAAUGACAAUUAGAAGCAAGACAUUAUGUUAGGGUUCUAUUGCUGUCGAAGGUUUUCUUUGUUUGGCAGUGCAACUUUUGCUAGUCAGUUCAGCAACAAAACUGAAACUGUGGACCAAAAUGAACAGUUGCAACAAUGCAUCAGCUCUGAAUGGAAGAUAUUGAAGAAUCAGGUGUGACUGUUUCCUCAUUAUUCUUUCUAUGUGGAGCUUAUCAUAUUCCCAGAUAUUUGGCGAAACUAUCUGGCUUUUGAGAACAAUUUGAACCAAAAUGGAUAAAAAUGAGGUUCCGGGGAAGUUGCGCUCUACGCAAUUAUCGCCCACAAAGGACCUGGAGCACAAACAGCUUACACUACGGCAUAAGUAUAGCGAGGAGCACGAAUUUUGAAGCCUGGCCAGCAUAGUCUCGGUCCAUCAUGUGAAUAUCGGGUAAAGGGAGGCCCCCUGCCAAAUUCAAGUCACACUAUAGCAUGAUGGCGCGAGCAGCAGCAUCUUUGGAUGACCUCGAGAAAAAGCGAUUACAGGAUAAUUGAGUUUAAAGCGCAAGUACCUUGUGAAGGUCAUUUACAUCCUCGCCGUAGUCGAGCAAUAAUGCAAGUAUGGCGUGAAGAAAGAAUUAUGGGGAAAAAGCUUUGAGUGUGUUAUGGUAAAAAUGGGAUUUUUACCCAAUUUAAAAGCUCCUGAGAAGAAUGCAGAGGAAGCAAGAGGCGAUUUGGAGCUCAACUUGGUUGUAGAGUUCUUUCUUUUUCCUUCCAUCUAAUGAUUUCUGUAUUAUUUUGGGAACUAUUUGAGAUUGUUAUUAUGGCUACGUGUGCUUAGACUCCUAAUUUCUAGGGUUAUGGGAUCUUGACAUGAAUGUUGAAGUUUGAUGUUUUCUUGAUGAAUUAAUUUCAGUU